Blepharisma stoltei is the source of this 2115-nucleotide messenger RNA. The record is from the annotation of a GenBank genome assembly. Lineage: Eukaryota; Ciliophora; Heterotrichea; Heterotrichida; Blepharismidae.
AUGCUGGGUCGCUUAAAUAUCUUAAGCAGGUCUUUUAUUUCAAAAACCCAUGACAUGACAGGUCAUCCAGACUUAAAGAAACUUGGAAUAGUUAACAGACACAUCUACCGCAACCUCAUGGUUCCUGAAUACUAUGAGAGAUGCUUACUCCCCCCCCUCCGUGAGUGAAUAAAACCAUUAGAAAAAUCCCUAUUUUUUGACCAAAAACCCACCCUCCGUGAGUGAACAGAAAUUUUUUUAAUAGAAAAAUUUUUAAUGGAAAAAAAUUUUGAUAUAUAAGUGAUAAUUAGUAUAAUGAAAUCUAGAGCUAAUUCUGUUUAAUUUUAAACAAAUUGCGUUUUAAAACAUAAAUUUUAUAAAUUAAAUUAAUAUUUACUUCCCAAUUUUUGCAAAUUAAGAUUUUUUUAAUUUCGAAAAACAUUUUUCUAUAAAAUUUAUAUAUAAAUUUUUUUUAAAAAAAAAAAAUUAACGCCCCUCCGUGAGUGUGAACAAAAUUUUUUUGUUCACUCACGGAGGGGGGGGAGUUAGAUAAAGAGCCAGCUAAUCCAUACACUAAGGUAACUACAGUCUCCAGCACAGGAGCUUUGUGCGCAUACUCAGCCUCUGCUACUGGCCGCUCACCAAAGGAAAAGAGAGUUGUCAAAGAGGAAACUACAGAAAAAGACAUUUGGUGGGGAAAGGUUAAUAUCCCUCUUUCUGAAGCAUCCUAUGACAUCAAUAAGCAAAGAGCUAUUGAUUACUUAAACAACAGGCCAUAUCUCUACGUUGUAGACGGCUACGUAGGUUGGGAUCCAAAAUACAGACUUAAAGUCCGAAUAAUUUGCACAAGAGCUUAUCAUGCUCUUUUUAUGCACAAUAUGCUAAUUCGCCCAACAGAAGAACAGCUCGCAACUGACUUCAAUCACAUAGAUUUCCACGUCCUUAACGCAGGAGAAUUCCCAGCAGACACUCACGUAGACGGCGUCACCUCACAGACAUCUGUAAACGUCAAUUUCAAAGAUCAAAAACUUGUGAUCUUAGGAAGCCAAUACGCAGGAGAAAUGAAAAAAGGCAUCUUCGGAGUCAUGCACUACGUCAUGCCAAAGAAGCAUGGAGUUGUCUCUCUUCAUGCUUCAGCUAAUGAAGGACCUAAAGGUGAUACAACUUUGCUUUUUGGACUUUCAGGGACUGGAAAAACUACCUUAAGUGCUGAUCCUCAUAGAAAAUUGAUAGGAGAUGACGAGCACUGUUGGACUGAUGAAGGUAUCUUCAACAUUGAAGGUGGCUGCUAUGCAAAAUGCAUCAACUUAAGCAGAGAAAAGGAGCCAGAAAUUUAUGAUGCUGUAAGGUUUGGGUCAGUACUUGAAAAUGUAUGCUUCAAACCAGGUACAAGAGAAGUUGACUUUAGCAAUAUUUCACUUACAGAAAAUACAAGACUUUCAUACCCACUUGAGUAUAUUCCAAACGUCAAAAUCCCAGCUGUAGGAGGACAUCCUAAGAAUGUUAUUUUCCUUACUUGUGAUGCCUCUGGAGUUCUUCCACCUGUUUUCUUAAAAUUUUUAUGUAAUUUCAUAUUUAUUUUUAAUAAUUUUUUUUUACAAAAAAUAAAUACCUGUUUCUAAACUCACUCCUGAACAAUCCAUGUAUCACUUUAUCAGUGGGUACACUGCAAAAGUAGCAGGAACUGAAGUAGGAAUUAAAGACCCUGAAUCUACCUUCUCUGCUUGCUUUGGUGAAGCCUUUUUGCCUCUGCAUCCUUCUGUAUACGCAGAAAUGCUUGCAGCUAAGUUGAGAAAGCACGGAGCCACCACUUGGCUUCUUAACACUGGAUGGUCUGGUGGAAAAUUCGGCGUUGGUAAAAGAAUGGACCUUAAGGUUACAAGAAAGAUUCUUGAUGCCAUCCAUGCUGGAGAACUCGACAACGUCCCUACUAAAGACCUUCCAAUCUUCGGACUUCAUGUCCCUACAUCUUGUCCUGGAGUUGACCCUCAAAUUCUGAUGCCAAAGAAUACUUGGGCAAACAAGGAAGAAUAUGACAGGACUUUGACCAAACUCGCUCAUGAAUUCAUUGAUAACUUCAAGAAAUACGAGUCUGGAGCUUCUAAAGAAACUAAGGCUGCAGGACCAAAGCUAUAA